Messenger RNA from Colletotrichum orchidophilum, 3054 nucleotides. RefSeq lists its product as uncharacterized. Bases 1 to 3054 code for a protein of 1017 amino acids. NCBI's taxonomy places the organism in Eukaryota, Fungi, Ascomycota, Sordariomycetes, Glomerellales, Glomerellaceae. The transcript has 3 exons. Gene Ontology annotation, biological process: proteolysis. Gene Ontology annotation, molecular function: serine-type endopeptidase activity. The record is from RefSeq and is a predicted model, not a curated record.
AUGACUCAGCCGAACACAAAGGCCUUCCGGGCGAAUCAACCAGCAACGCCAACGAACGGUCUGCCGCCCAAGGGUUUGGAAAAACAACGGAAGAAGUCACGCGGCGGAUUGCCUCCAGGGAAAGAAGAUCACAAUCCUUACUCCGACGACGGACUCGAGCAGCGGAACUCCCGGAAAAAGAGGACGCAAAUAUAUCACGAUCAGAUCCUUGACAGGUGGUCGAAUGGGGGUGAAGAGCAGCCGACUGUCGAGAAUGAACGCAACUGGCCCCAGUCGCUUUUCGAGACGACCGGCAGUAAUAACAAGACCAACUUCUUCCAUAACCUCUUGGUCACACUGACUGGCGAGAUUCCCCACGAUGCAAAAGGCGAACUUGCGAGUCUCGUACUCGAGAGACCCGAUCUGCUUGCUUCGGAAAACGAAUGGAACGUCUUGCCAAUCAUCAAGGCGGCAAAGACGCUGCCCGACCUGGUUUUCCUCAUCUUUAAUAUCGUCGUCCCAGAAACCACGCGUAAGAUUCUCGAGGCGCACGGCGCCAAUCCAAGCCCCUGUGAGGUUUGCCCAUUAUGGGACGUCUCUCUAGCGCUGAUGAAUUUCCGCCCUCUGAGAGAGGCAGCUCCCAACAAGGAUGAUGAGGUCUCUGAAGUCACGGCCGUCGCCGUACACAACAUCACUACCCCGGAAGCCCAGGACGACGUACAGGCCUCGGGCAGACCACGGGCGUGCCUUCACACUAAAAUCAAUGUUGAAACGUUGCUAGACCGGGACAAGGAGCUGCGGCGCUCCUUAAAAGGAGUGCUUGACAUUCCCAAACUGGCAUGUGAGGUCUUGGAAUCGCUCCUUGAUGAGAAUAGGUUCGACACUGAACAGGAGAAUGCGCAGGCGAUCAAGCUCCAGAGCUUCCGGAAUAUUUUGGAACUUUCUCCUAACGACGCCUUUACCACAGCUACUAAUUCAGAUGGCUACAACUUGUUGCAGUUGGCAGUGGGUCUAUUCGACAAAACUUCGAUCGACUAUGACCUGCAAUACAAUGUCAUCGAGGCGCUGGUGCAGCGUUCUCCGGCAUCCAUAUUCUUUGAGUACGGGACCCAUGAUGGGGAGAAGAAGAAUGUCUACUGUCGCUUAGGAGAGCUGAGGAAAUCAGCAGACCGACAGCGGGUCGACGACGUACGGAAUCUCAUCAAGGUCGAAUGCAUCCGCUACAGUGGGGAGGGUUUGGAUCCCAUCAGCCCAGAUAAGCUUAAGGCUAUGAAGAGGAGCUUGCUUUAUGGCCAUGGUGAAACCGAGAAAAAGCUCUUUCUUGACCUGACGGGAGAGUCCGCAAUCAUUGAUGAGGUCUACGUCAAGAUGGUAACGAGCAAAUCUGGCAUGCAACUGGAGACAGUCCUGGAGUUUGUGCGUCUCCCCAACUGGAAGCCCAACGGAGCCGAACUCUACCGGUCCAAGAGGGAACAGCGUCCGGAACCAGACACGUUAGGCGCGUUCCCCGACCCGUACGUCGGAAUUUUUGACUGGUUGUGGGAUGAGUGCAAGGUGCGCAAGAUCAUGACACUCGAGAUCGACGACAGCGGCCCAGAGCCGCACACCGACGCGGCCAUCCGAGCGGCCCUCCAAGGUCCCCAACUGGAGCGGGAUUUCGGAGUUGAGGUUUGGAAGUGGCAGAAGUUUGACAUGCAUGUUGGAACCAUUGUUGCGGCAGUCCCACGAGCCCGCGAGGUCCACCUCUUUUCUUAUGGAAAUAUAGCCGUACUUCAAGGCUGGAGCUGCCGGUCUGGCUUGGCCAAGCUGACCGAGUUGGAGAAGCUCGUCGUUAAUAUCUACUCAAAGAACCCAAGGGACAAGGAUGAUUGUGUCAAGUAUGAAACGACUUUCAAGACAAGGCUAACCAAGCAUUGCCUCCGCCUCAAGGAAAGCGACAUCCAGGUAAUGUAUCACGGCCAAGGCGGUGCGGAUGGGUCUGAAACAUUCCUCACCGUUGCGGCGACAGCCGGCCCAGGACCCACCUUAUCCGCUAGGCCGAAGCGGGAAGAAUGGAUCGAGGAGCUCAAGGCUUACAAGCAGUUCAUCACGAACUUGGGCAAUGCGGCUUCGAUAGAGGGCGGCAAGCCAGCGCCCAAGGCCAAGGUUGCCAUCUUGGAUGACGGCGCCAGGCUGGCGGACCUCAACGGGGUGCAGAGCGGAUGGUCGUUCCGCGCCGACGGCCAAGAGUACUUCGUCGGACCCUCCCCGCACGGCACCGAGAUGGCUGUCUGCGUGCGCGAUAUAUGCUCUGUGGCUGAGCUGUACAUCGCCCGCCUCGACGACUCGCAUGUAUCGGAGAAGAGCCACGCGUUCACGAUUUCGUCCUGCGUCAAGGCGCUCAGAUGGGCACUGGACCUGGGUGCCGAUGUCAUCUCCAUGAGCUGGACCUAUGAGAUGCGCCACGACAACAAGGACCCGGACAAGACCGAGUUUGAGAAGCUCGUCAAGGAGGCGGUGGAUAGCCACAAGGCGGUUCUGUUCGGCUCCCUUCCCGACCUGGGCCCCAACAAGGAUGCCUCCAGCCGCUCACCAGUGGGGCUAAACAACGUCAUCAAGAUCAGCUCGGCGACGAGGGCCGGCCAUGUCGUCGACGACAACAUCCACCAGUUCUCCGAGUUCUUACUCCCUGGCCACGACAUCGAGAGUUCGCGCCGCGAGCUAGUGCGGGGCAGCUCCUUCGCUACAGCUUACGCCGCCGGGCUGGCGGCACUGGUCUUGUACUCGUUCAGGGUCUUAGAUGCCUUCACUUACGACGACGUUGACGAUCUCGCCCGAAAGGCGCUCCGGGUGGCGAAAAGCCCAGAAGGGAUGAAAGGCAUUUUUGAACGUCUAGCGCCCGAGCCGGGGAGGGAGGCCGGUGGUAUCAACAGUAACAUUGGCCGCUUUGUCCGGCCCUCUAGUGUUCUGUACGGCCCGGACACCUUGAACAUGAGUGAGGAGGGCAAAGUAGCCCGUCUCAGGAAUAUCGUAAACAACCUUGUACCGGACAGCUUGAUAAAACGUGUCUUCCCGGGAGGCGUCCCGGAAGACUAA